GACUGGAUGGAAUACAAGUCUAUUAAGCAUGGCUUGGAGGAGAAUUUUGGUUCAAUCCAUAACUUCUACGAUCCCUACAUAUACAAUGCAAUCAACCUUGUUGCCAAAUAGCGUUUGCUCUGCUAUUGACAGCCUGAACAGAUGGUUUCUUUGGGGCUCUGAUGUAGCAAAUAAGCCACGCUUGGUCAAUUGGGAUACUAUAUGUACGCCACAAGAUCUUGGAGGCCUAGGUGAUGGACAACAGAUAAAAUUUUGGCAGGAUAUUUGGGUCGAUGACAAGCCUUUACAUGAAGAGGCUCAUUCACAAGUUUUACCUGCUUCCAUGGAUAUCCUUGUUUCCCAUGCUAUUACUCCAACUGGUGAAUGGAACGAGGUCUUGCUCGAGCACCUUCUUCCUAGAAAUGUUGUGGAGAGGAUUUUGGCAAUCCCAAUCCCAAUGUUUGCACAGCAACCAGAUAUAGCAUAUUGGAGUGGUUCACAAGAUGCUUCCUCCUUAGUAGCUGAUACAAGGUUGGCUUUGUCAACAAGUGUUAUGGCACAUACCCGUUCACCUCGAUGGGUGAAAUGGUUACCUCCGGAUUUUCCAUUUCUUAAGUCAAACACAGAUGGGGCAAUGAACCUUUCCUUUGGGAGUGCUAGUGUUGGCGGACUCAUCUGUGACCAUGGAGGCCGGUGGAGGCAUGGUUUUGCCAUUAACAUUGGACAACAAACCAGCUACAUGGCAGAGCUUUGGGGUUGCCGCACUAGUCUUCAGUUGGCCUCUGCGCUAGGAAUUACCCACUUGGUUCUUGAAAUGGACUCUCUUUUAGCUGUGCAGAUGAUACAAGCGAGGAAAACUGGGGAAGUAGCUGAUUUUAUGGCCUCACUUGGCCAUAAUCUUAGUCAAGGCACUACAUUCUUCCUGAAUCCACCUGAAGGCAUUGGGAACAUUCUUCAUAGAGACAACAUGGGAACUUUGUUCCUUAGGACUUAGCUUUGUUUAGCUUUGUUUAGCUUCUUAUGUACCAAAAAAAAAAAAAAACUACAUCGAUUUAAUUUAAGUGAAAUUAGUUUGAUUAUCUUAUAAUAGUGAAUUGGAUUAUUUUAAAAAUUUUAUUAAUCAAUUAAAUUGAAUUAA
Messenger RNA from Rubroshorea leprosula, 1117 nucleotides. The record is from the annotation of a GenBank genome assembly. Lineage: Eukaryota; Viridiplantae; Streptophyta; Magnoliopsida; Malvales; Dipterocarpaceae.